Molecule: messenger RNA, 1600 nt
Organism: Thermothelomyces thermophilus ATCC 42464
Lineage: Eukaryota; Fungi; Ascomycota; Sordariomycetes; Sordariales; Chaetomiaceae
Exons: 3
Coding region: 115-1476 (453 amino acids)
Source: RefSeq, a predicted model, not a curated record
AAGGCAGAUUCCCGACCUUUUUCGCUUAGUACUCAAACUCGAACCUGUUUUCGAUAGUUUCGCGUAUAAUUCAGGUCUAACACACUCACGUUUGCACGCUACAUAUCAAUCAUUAUGGCAAAGAAGGUCGACGCCAUCCUCAAGAGCUAUGUCGCCGACGGCACUGCGACCAAGGACAAGCUCCUUGGAGCGGCAUUUGUUGUCGUGAACAAGGAUGGCCCCAUCUACCAAGGCUCGGCAGGCCGCACCGGCAUCGACCCAAGCUCGGCCGCCUUCACUCCUCACUCAAUCGCCUGGACGGCGUCCCUGUCGAAGCUGGUGACGACGCUGACGCUGAUGCACCUCGUCGAGCACCGUGACGACAAGAACAAAAACAACAACAACAACAACAACAACAACAACAACAACAACAACAACAACAUCCAGAGCACGCUCGACGAGGAUGUGCGCCCGCGCGUACCCGAGCUCGCACGGCUGCCGAUCCUGCGAGGCUUCGCCGCGGGGGGGCUGGCAACGCGUCACCCGGACAACAAGAAAGAGGAAGGCGAGCCGCUGCUGGAGCCCAACACGGCACCCAUCACGCUGCGCCACCUGCUCGCGCACACGGCCGGGCUGGGCCUCGACAUUGCCGACGCGGACCUGGAACGCUGGUCGCGCUGGGUCGGCCGCACCGCCCGCGCCAGCACGUCCACCGUCGAGGGCUGGUCGACCCCGCUCCGCUUCCCGCCGGGGGAAGGGUGGUACUACGGCACGGGCCCCGACUGGGCCGGCCAGGUGCUCGAGCGCGUCACCGGCCGCCGGCUGAGCGAGUACAUGGACGAGCACGUCCUGCGGCCGCUCGGGAUCACCCGGGGCACGGGUUUCUACAUCGACAAGCUGGUCGGCGGGGACGAGAAAGAGGAGGAUGAGGAGGGCGGGAGGGACGGCGGCCGACAGCUGGUGACCCUGACGGAGCGCGACGGGCAGACGGGCGAGCUCAGGGAGCGAGACGUGCCGUUCCCGGUCGAGCCCCCCUGCGAGAGCGGAGGGGCCGGGCUGUACACGAACGCGGCCGACUACGGGAGGGUUCUGCAGGAGCUGCUGAGGGCUUUGGCGGGAGACGAGGGAGCCGUCAUCAAGAAAGAGACGGCCGAGGAGAUGUUCCGGCCCCAGCUGAAUGACAAGCAGAGGGAGUGGCAGAGGAGCAUCGUCUGGGAAUUCGGCGCGGCCGCAGAGAUCCCGGAGGGCUCGCUCGUUGACUUUGGGCUGGGGGGAAUGCUGAACAUGGAGGAUGUAGAGGGCAAGAGAAAGAAGGGUAGCAUGAUGUGGUCGGGCUUCUGUAACGGGCGAUGGUGGAUCGAUUCCCGGACAGGCAUUGCCGCCGUCAUGUUUACCUGCCUAUUCCCGUACUCGGAUCCGACCGCCAUCGAGCUCUAUGACAAGCUAGAGCGGACCGUGUAUGCGGACCUCAUUCCGGAUUGGCAGGCGUCGAAGUAAGGCGCUAGGGCCUGCUUGUUCCCUUUUCAUCAAGUCACGUCGCUGCUCUGGUUGUGUUAGCAAGAUGCGAGAGCCGGGUUGUGAUCAAGAACUGAAAAUCGUUAGGUGAGCACCUAGGCAGGGG